Messenger RNA from Amaranthus tricolor (Joseph's coat), 2751 nucleotides. RefSeq lists its product as uncharacterized. Gene Ontology annotation, molecular function: lipid binding. Lineage: Eukaryota; Viridiplantae; Streptophyta; Magnoliopsida; Caryophyllales; Amaranthaceae. The record is from RefSeq and is a predicted model, not a curated record. Bases 231 to 1445 code for a protein of 404 amino acids. The transcript has 6 exons.
UACUAUCAUGACCCGACAUCCAAAUGCUUACCAUCAUUCCAACAUUAGUAUUCGUACUUGUUCCUCGUAAGUCGUUACUCUAUCUUGCUUUAUCCCUUUUCUCACCUUCAAGGCUUAGUCUUUUCCUCGUCUACUACUCCAUACCUAAAUAAUCUCAAUUUUUUGGUUGUGGUGUUAUUAUUAUGCGUACUGUAAAUUAGGGUUUUUUGGAAGAAAUUAUUGCUGCGAAAAUGGCGGAAGUUUUGAUAGCAUCUUCUUCUUCAUCGGAAGUCAAAGAAUUUUGGAUGGAGAAUAAAAGAGGAGGAUUGGCAACACUUUUUGCUAUUUCUAUCAUUUUUGUUUGGCAAAUUUGCAAGUUCUUUUUUCCGAUUGUUUGGCGCUUUUUUUCGGGAUCUCGACGCACUUCUCCUUCUCCUCCUCUUUCUCUUUCAUCCGAUUCAGUAUCUCUCUCUUCUGAUCGAGUGUCCGACUUAAUAUCAGAUGGUGAUUUGAAAAGUUUGAUUGAAAAUUUGGAUGAGAAUGGAAAUGAUACUGAUAAUGGAAAAUGGGAAAAUGUCACUGAGAAAAGUAGGGCUUCUCUAUUCUACAGGGCAAAAUGCUGUAAACCAAAGGAUGGGCCUCUUAAAUACUGGAGUGUGACCAUUUUCGAAAAUUGCUCUCCUGAAACUUUAAGAGAUUUCUACAUGGACUCUGAUUUCAGGAAGCAGUGGGACAAAACAGUGGUUGCUCAUGAGCAACUGCAGCUAGAUGAAAGAAGUGGAACCGAAGUUGGGAGGACUAUAAAGAAGUUUCCACUUUUGACGCCUAGAGAAUAUGUAAUGGUGUGGAAGAUGUGGGAAGACAGCAAUAAGACAUACUAUUGUUUUACAAAGGAAUGUGAACAUCCUUCUGCACCCAAACAGAGGAAGUAUGUACGUGUUGCCUGUUUUAGAUCUGGAUGGAGAAUACGGCAAGUCACUGGAAGAAAUGCUUGCGAAAUCAUAAUGGUGCACCAAGAAGAUGCUGGGUUGAAUGUCGACGUUGCGAAGAUGGUAUUUGCGAAAGGGAUAUGGAGUUAUGUCUGUAAAAUGGACGACGCUCUUCGCAAGUAUUCUUCAAUCCGAUAUUUGCGAUCAACUUCAACUUUGACUGCUAUCUCUGUAAUUCAGAAGGUUCCACGUGAGUUAGAUGCCAUGAUAACCGCAGGACCGUCAGAUCUAGCUACUGCUUCUAGUUCUAGCAGGGGCUUAUAUGGACAUCAAAAUGAUGGUUCUAAUUCACAGAAAUUCAAGAAGAAACCUUCAAAGAAAAUGAUAGCUAAUGGUUUGCUUCUUCUUGGAGGCUUAAUCUGUUUAUCCCAGGGCAACACGGGUCUAAGUGCAAAAGUCGCCAUUGCAUUUGUUCUUAGGAAGUUAAGUAAACGUGGUGCAUCAUCUGUGCCAAAAUCAGCGAAGCAAAUAAACUAGUUUGGAUGUUUAACAGUGUGUAGGGGUUCUUGAUGUCCAUUCAUUGGUCUCUCCAAUUGGUUCGAUUCUAUUCAGAGGGAAUUAAAGAAGAAUUUAAGAAGAUUGGCUUCUUUACGUACUUGGAAUUGUACAUACGACUACAAUGUAUACUUGAUGGAUUCGUUGCAAGUUGAUUCACAAAAUCAGGAGGUAGAUAAUACAGUUUAGUUUGUGCUCACUUAUUAGAUAAACAAGAGUUUUAAGAAUGUUUUAAAGCUCAAUAGUGAUUAUAAUUUUACGACUUUCAUAAUGUUGACCCGUAAUGUUGCUACAUAUUUUCUUUUCACACUGAAAAUGUCUCUGCUCUCUGUACUGUUCAGGAAGAAUAAUAUGUUGAUUAGACUCAUUUUGCCAUUGGAAAAGAAGGAACUGUGUAAUAUAAAGUGGAGGUAAAUGUUCCUUACAAUUGCCCUCAAAAUGAUCUCUGCUCGAACACCUAUAACCCGCCACAACGAAUCAUCUUAACUUCUGCUACUGACGCAAUGUCUUAAACCCUCUACCAUAUCCAUCACAACAAGCCAUUCCGUCAUAUCAAUCACCACAACAUAAGCCUCCGCCAUGCAGGUGUUUUUGGUUCCUUUUCAUACAUUUAUCUGUUGUUUCUUCGAAUUUUCCCCCUUUUGGGAAGUGUACGUGUUUGGUUUGUUUUUGCAUGUAUUUACAAAUUUCCAAAGACUUGACAUGCAUUAGGGUAAUGCUUCUUGAACAUCGGAGACUUGGGAAAGUUCGAGAUCAAGUAGCUUAUAGUGAGUAGGCCAAACAAGCAAAAAGAAUUGCAAAUCUGUUCGGAACUCGUGAUGCACCGGUUACAAACCGCUGGGCAUGACUAGAUACUUAAAGCAUUUAAAAAGCAAAGAAAAAGCAAGAAAUGCACUGCCUAGUGCCAACCGUGUUGUACGGACUAGCCCGUCUUUAGUUAUUUUGGAUUCAUGAGCAAACAAGUAUUGAGGCUCAGCUCGAUCUAAUCGAGCUAGGCGCCAGUUUUGUAUGGGCUAGACCAAAAGCCACCAUAUGCUUUCCAUCAAGAAGCAAUAAAAUUUAGUCAAGUGUGGUUAAACUCGUGCUGCACUGGUUCUUCAUUUUCCACCAAUUCGAGCAAGCUUGUAGUAAGUGGGUGAAGUUCGCACGUGCCACAUGGGUUCUAGACGAGUUGUGGUGACAAAGUUUUGAUCCGUGUACUUUUCUAGGUUUAUUCUCUUCCCAUAUGGAUUUUGUACAUGUCAUCUUAUCAUGGAAAAAACUUGGUUGAAUCGUAAGUAUAUUAUAU